AUGGCUAUAAUUGACAGAGAGAUAAAUGAUUUAUUAGAGAAGAAUAUCAUUGAACCAGUAACAAAUUACGAAGAAGGGGAAUUUAUAUCUAACAUUUUCAUGAGACCUAAGAAAAACGGGAAAUUUAGAGUCAUUCUUAAUUUGAAACAAUUAAAUGAUUGUGUUGAAUAUCACCAUUUUAAGAUGGAAACACUGUCUGCAGCUGUUGGUCUGGUGUCAAAAAACUGUUUUUUCGCUUCCAUUGACUUACAAGAUGCGUAUUAUUCUUGUCCUGUGUGCACAGAGGACAGAAAAUAUUUACGAUUUUUAUGGAACGAUAGAAAAUACCAGUAUACUUGCUUAGCAAUGGAGUUAGCAUCGGCUCCCCGUAUAUUCACAAAACUGUUAAAACCGGUGUUUUCCACAUUGAGGAAACGCGGGCAUGCUAAUAUAGCUUAUAUUGACGAUUCUUUGUUAGUGAGCAAAACAGAAUCUGAAUGCCGUAAAAAUGUCAGGGAGACAGCUGAGCUUUUAGACAGCCUUGGAUUAACUAUAAACGUAGAGAGGUCGGUAUUCACUCCAAGUAGAGCUAUUCAAUUUUUGGGAUUUAUAAAAAAUUCUGAAUUGAUGACAGUAUCAUUAACGCCAGAUCGGGCUACAUCGAUAAGACAAAAGUGUGAGGAAAUUCUGAAAUUGCAUCGAAUUACGAUAAGAGAAUUUGCACAGUUAAUUGGCAAAUUAGUGUCAAGUGAUCCAGGUGUCCGCUAUGCGCCUUUGUUUUGUAAAUCUCUUGAGAUUGUUAAAGACAAAGAAUUAAAAACAAAUGCUGGUAAUUUUGAUGCAAAAUUUGUGAUUUCCGGUGAAAUUAGGAAAACAAUCACUUGGUGGAUAAAUAAUGUUGAAAGAUUUCCUCGAUUUAUAAAUAUUGAUAAACCAGUGUUAGCAGGCUUGGGCAUAUUUAAUGAAAACAACGGAGAUUGUUAUCAAGGAGAAUGGUUAGAUGAAGAUAAAGAAAAGCAUAUCAAUUUCUUGGAAUUGAAAUUUGAUGGGAUCAGUGCUGCAGAAAAUUACUACCGACAGAGCAUAGGCGAUAGUAAUUGCUCCAAUAUGGCCGACACAGCAUUGGUUUCCACGGCUGCUUCAAUUGGUCUGCAAGGACAGUUAUCUGUUGCCGGACACUCAAAAUCUUCUGACGAUGCCGAACAAACCCGAGAAGUACCACCCACUGAGAAAAAUGAGACUGGGCGCAUUCCGUGUAUCGGGGAAUCCUUCAAAAAUCGAGGCUUAUCAGAUGACACUCAAAAAAUUCUAUUAUCUUCCUGGCGAGAGUCCACUAAAAAACAAUAUAGGGCAUAUAUCGAAAAAUGGUUGUCAUUUUGUAAUAGCAGACAAAUUAAUGUAUUUGAGGCAAAUGUGAACAAUGUUUUGUCAUUUUUAACAGAAUUAUUUCAGUCAGGGUUAGGAUACAGUUGUCUAAAUACGGCUAGGAGCGCAUUAUCAUCUUUUCUACAGUUAGAAAAUUGUGUAAAUAUAGGUUCUCAUCCUUUAAUACGUAGGUUUAUGGGAGGGGUGUUUGUACUUAGACCUGCUCUUCCAAGAUACAAUGUCACCUGGGAUGUAAAUAUUGUGUUAAAAUAUUUGAAAUCCUUGUCUCCUUUUUCAUCAUUAUCACUGUUACAAUUAUCUCAGAAACUGGUUAUGUUACUUGCCUUACUUUCAGGGCAAAGGGGACAAACACUUCAUUUGAUUGAUAUUAGAAAUGUUCAUUUUCAAGAGAGUGGUGUAAAAAUUGUUAUAGGUGAUCUUUUGAAAACUUCAAAUACAAAAAGACACUUGGGUGAAAUUGAGCUAACUAGCUACGAAGUCGAUAAAGAUUUGUGUGUGGUGAACACUUUGACUAAUUAUUUACAAAACACAGAGACUCUGCGAGGUGCCGUUACACGCUUGUUUAUUACGUCACAACGACUGCACAAGUCAGUGUCCAGAGACACAAUUGGCAGGUGGCUGAAGUCUGUUCUAAAGAUGGCAGGAAUUGAUAUUUCUAUAUUCAAACCUCACAGCACCAGGGUGGCUUCUGCGAGCGCUGCACACGCACUAAGAAUCCCUGUUGAUACAAUUAUGCGAACAGUGGGUUGGUCAAGAGAGUCAACAUUUAGAAAGUUUUAUAACAAAGAAGUUACUUUAACGAGGAUGAACAGAACCGCAAAAUGGUUUUACACCGUGACUUUACUCUGCAGUGUUUAUAUGGUAUACAUGGUUUUACAUAUCAACAUGAUGGGAAAACAUCUUGCACCGGCAUUUGAGAACCUGAUUUUGCUUAAUCACAGGAGCUUUUUCGAUGAUUUCAAAAGUUAUACAUGCCCAAGUAAUAUAUCCACAAAUGACACUGAGGAUAUUCUUUGCAUGGAGAGAGAGGAAUUCUUAAGGAAUUUUAAAAAUCCAUGUUGGUUUAAAUUUAUAAACACAACAGUGGGACUGAAAAAAGUACUACGCUGUUUCCCUUUCUUCCAUAUAUUUGGCGUCUGUAAAUCUGGAACAACAGAUCUUUUCUUCCGUUUGACGCAGCAUCUACAAAUAUUGAACAACAGUGGUAUUUUAAAUAAGGAAACUCAAUUCUGGUCUUGGAAACGUUACGGACAAGAUUCUCCCGUCCACAGAAAUCUCACUCUGGACGAGUUUUCAAGCUUUUUUAUGGCCAACAAAAUUGGAAAGACAAAAAUUGGUUUACGGGACAUGAUGCACUACUCAGAUAUAAUUACAGGUCAUGCUGAUCCUAUGGAUUUUUGGGAUCAUAAUCACUGGAGGGAAAUCCCCCAGAAUGAUCCAAAUUCGAGCGAGCCAAAAUUCCUGACACCACACUUAGUGAGGCACGUGCAGCCGAAUAUUAAAUUGAAACUACUGCUUCGGGAGCCAGCAGAAAGACUUUACAGUCAUUAUCUGCAUGGAUAUUAUGGUUACACACCCUUGGACUUUCACAAUUCAGUCAUUAAAGGCAUUGAACUCUUCAACACAUGCUUGUCCAAUUGCAGUCUCAAGACUUGUUUAUAUAUAUCUGAUUUAUCUAAAGAUAUGCAACUUCCACUGACUGCCAGCUUAUACUUCAUUCACCUACAAGAGUGGUUAGAUGUGUUUCCAAGAGAACAACUUUUAGUCUUAAGAACGGAAGACUACCAUGAGAACAUGAAAUACAGUCUUCUACAAUUAUUUUCCUUUCUUGGUGAACCCAACAGAAAAUUGGCAGCUAUAAUGAAUGAUGAAUGGUACCUAUGGAAGGAUGCUUCAUUCAAGUUCAGAGCUAAACAGAUACCAAAAAACCAAACAGAAAUAUUAACAACACCUUCAAUACUAGAUCUCACUUUUGUUAACGAAAGCAAAUCAAAACAUUCAACAAGUGUUGUUUCCUGCAUAUCUCUACUUGAAGGUGUUGUUGGCGUUUCCUGGGAAUUAGGAGAAGUAGUAGUGCCAUCGCUGGUUGUGUUAGUUUGA
Messenger RNA from Saccostrea echinata, 3465 nucleotides. RefSeq lists its product as uncharacterized. Gene Ontology annotation, molecular function: DNA binding; N-acetylgalactosamine 4-sulfate 6-O-sulfotransferase activity. The coding region runs from base 1 to 3465 and encodes 1154 amino acids. Gene Ontology annotation, biological process: hexose biosynthetic process; DNA recombination; DNA integration. The transcript is spliced from 10 exons. NCBI's taxonomy places the organism in Eukaryota, Metazoa, Mollusca, Bivalvia, Ostreida, Ostreidae. The record is from RefSeq and is a predicted model, not a curated record.